Arabidopsis thaliana (thale cress) is the source of this 1772-nucleotide messenger RNA. It is a transcript of the gene PIRL8, whose product is annotated as plant intracellular ras group-related LRR 8. NCBI's taxonomy places the organism in Eukaryota, Viridiplantae, Streptophyta, Magnoliopsida, Brassicales, Brassicaceae. The transcript is spliced from 4 exons. The coding region runs from base 293 to 1444 and encodes 383 amino acids. The record is from RefSeq and is marked reviewed.
UGAUAAUGAGAUACUUAAUACAACCAAACAAAAAUCUAGAGAGAGAUAGAGAAUUUCAAGUUUUCAACGCAAAGCCCUCUCUUAUCAUCCGUACAUAUCUUCCAUUUCGAUCUUCAACUCCCUCUAUUCAAUUUCUUUAUAAUUAUAUAUAAAUAGUAUAUGGUGUCUACUCAGUUAUAUAACACAUCUUCUUCAUAACCUCUCUCUUUCCUCAUCGCUCUCUCUAUCUCUCUUUCUUUGUGGGUUCUAGUUUGUGUGUAUAUAUACUAUAUGCACAUACACAUAGGAAGAUAUGAUGGGUUACGAGCAGAUGAAUCAGAUGACAAUGACGACAACAGCGAUGAUGAAGAAUUACAAUAAGAAGGGACUAAUCAAUACUCCACAGAAGAAAAUGACGAGGAGAAGUGUGUCGGCUAUUGAUGGUGGUGCAGCUGCGACGGCUAAAGAAGGAGAUCGCCGUCAGAAUAUCAAGACUCUUGAUCUUAGCGGCAUGUCCUUGGCUUCUCUCUCUGCCUCUUCUAUCAACUUAGCUUCAAUCUCCAAACUCGAUCUCUCCAACAACAAUAUUCAGAAAAUUCCGGAAUCUCUAGUAGCGAGAAUGUUAAAUUUGUGGGCAUUGGAUUUGCAAUCCAAUCAGCUAAAAACUCUUCCAAACUCCAUUGGAUGUCUUUCCAAACUUAAGUUUCUUAAUGUCUCCGGAAAUUAUCUCCAAUCUCUCCCCAAAACUAUAGAAGAUUGCAGAUCGCUGGAAGAGCUGAACGCCAACUUCAACGAGCUUACAAGGCUCCCAGACGCGAUAGGGUUUGAGCUAACGAAUCUGACGAAGCUCUCCGUCAACUCAAACAAGCUUGUUCUCUUGCCAAACUCCGUUAGCUACUUGACGUCGCUGCGUGUGCUCGACGCGCGGCUAAACCGCCUUAGUUCCCUCCCUGAGGAUCUUGAGAACCUCGUGAACCUUCAGGUCCUCAACGUUAGCCAGAACUUCCAGCACUUGACGACGUUACCUUACUCCGUUGGGUUGUUGAUAUCUCUCGUGGAGCUUGAUGUUAGUUAUAACGGAAUUACGGUUUUACCAGACUCCCUCGGCUGUCUUCGCCGGAUUCAGAAGCUAUCCGUGGAGGGUAAUCCCCUCAUUUCCCCACCAUUUGAAGUGGUGGAACAGGGGUUGGAAGCAUUGAAGCAGUAUAUGAGCGAGAAGAUGACCGAGUCUUAUAAGAAAACUCCGACCAAGAAAAAGUCUUGGGGCAUUGGUAAGCUCGUAAAGUACGGCCUGAGCUCUUCUCCGGGGAGGAGUACCGGCCGUGAAGACGGGAAGGAAGGCUUCAUCAAUGUAUCUGAUUACCGCCAAAUCGACGGAAUCGCCUCACCGCGACAUGUGUCCCUCUUCAACCCGCGACGCCUCUUGUCUCCACUCUCCGCGUAUUUCUCUCCUCCUAGGUAUUAGCUUAUUUAGGUGUGUUGUCUGUCUUUUUUUUUUUCAUCUUCUACAUACGAUUCCAUACCGUUUUCACUGUUACAUCCAUGUAGUGUUAAAUUGUUAAUGUUCUUUUACGUUGUUUUCUGCAUGCUUGGUGUGAGGAUAAAAUUUAAUUAAAUUGUGUAUACGUUUUUUUUUCCCUGUCUCAUAGAAUUUUUCUAUGGCUUUUCUCAUUUCGUUGUAUUGUAGUUCAAUUUUGUUGAACACAUUUGUAAACUAUUACAUAGACACUUAAUAUUUUACUAUGUAUAUAAUGUAAAAUCGCAUUUUUGAAAGUACUCCACCAUCCUUCUCA